AAUUUUUAAAACUCAAAAACAAAGGAACAAUUCCAUCCCAUCUUAGUGCCUUCCACCAUCCCUUCCAACCUCUCCAACCUCCACCAUUAUUAUGCCCAAAAGAACUUCCCCUCCCCUUACUACCUACCCUUUUCCACCACCAUCACUCUAUAUAUGCCCUAUUCAACAACCCUAACCAGCCCUUCUCCCUCCACCCCUACUACUCUAUUAGACUAGCAUUAUAUAAAGAGUUAGUUUGUACUCUAAUUGAGGCAUCCUAUUUUUUUAAUUAUGUUCUUCUCUCCAAAAUUACAAUCAAAAUAUAUGCAAUUAGAAUCAUAACAAUGGAAGAGUGAAUGGUUGUUUUUUCCUUUUACAAGUUCAGAGGAAAUUUUGGAGAAGAGAUUUUAAAUUUUGGGGAAGAAGAGAUUUAAUAUUUUUUUUGUUGCAAUUGUUAAAUGAGAGAAGAAGUAAUUGAUUUAAUUUAUGUUGGUUGAUUGACGGUGGUGGUGUAUUUGCGGUUGUUCGUGUGGUGAUGGGAGAACGACUAUGUGGUGGUUGAUGGUGAGGAGUGAAGGCUUAAAACAAGAAAAAGAAAUGACAGUAACACCAGCAGUUAGAAUUGUAGACCGGAAAGUAAUUGUUAAAGACCGAACAAUACUGACCGGAGUACCGGAUAAUGUGAUAGCAACAUCAGGUUCAUCAUCCGGUCCGGUUGAGGGAGUUUUUAUAGGGGCUGAUUUUGAUCAACCGAGCAGCCGCCAUGUGGUGUCAUUAGGCACUCUUAGAGAUGUUCGGUUCAUGGCAUGUUUCAGAUUCAAGUUAUGGUGGAUGGCCCAAAAGAUGGGUGACAAAGGUGGUGAUAUCCCUUUGGAAACUCAAUUUUUAUUGGUGGAGACUAAGGAAGGGUCCCACAUCGAAUCGGAUGAUGGAGAUGAAGCCAAUCAGAUCAUCUAUGCUGUUUUCCUCCCUUUGAUUGAGGGUUCAUUUAGAGCAUGUUUACAAGGGAACACACAAGAUGAGUUAGAGCUUUGUUUAGAAAGUGGGGAUGAUGAUAUUAAAGGCUCCUCUUUUACUCAUUCUCUGUUUGUGAGUGCAGGAAAUGAUCCCUAUGCCACUAUCUUUGAAGCAAUCAGGGCUGUCAAAUCUCAUCUAAAGACGUUCAGGCAACGUCAUGAGAAGAAGUUACCGGGGAUUAUAGACUAUUUUGGGUGGUGUACAUGGGAUGCUUUUUACAAAGACGUUACCCAAGAAGGUGUUGAGGCUGGUUUAGCUAGCCUGUCAGUUGGUGGGACCCCACCUCGGUUUGUGAUCAUCGACGAUGGUUGGCAGUCCGUUGGGGUGGACUCACAAAAGGAAUUUACAUCACAGGAUAAUAAGGAUAAUUCGGAAGAGGAAUGUGUGCCUAGAUUAACCGGAAUUAAGGAGAAUGAGAAAUUUCAAAAGAAGGAUGAUCCUAGUGUUGGUAUUAGAAAUAUAGUAAGUAUAGCCAAAGAAAAAUAUGGGUUGAAAUACGUGUACGUAUGGCACGCAAUCACGGGUUAUUGGGGUGGGGUACGUCCGGGGGUUAAGGAGAUGGAGGAAUAUGAGUCACUAAUGAAGUAUCCCAAUGUGUCUAAGGGAGUUGUGGAAAAUGAGCCAGUGUGGAAGAGUGAUCCUAUGAAGGUGCAAGGGUUAGGGCUAGUGAAUCCUAGGAGUGUGUACAAGUUUUACAAUGACUUGCAUAGUUACUUGGCUUCUAAUGGGAUUGAUGGAGUUAAGGUCGACGUGCAAUGCAUCUUGGAGACCUUAGGCGCAGGCCUUGGUGGUCGGGUUGAACUCACUAGGCAAUACCACCAAGCUCUCGAUGCUUCCGUUGCUAGGAAUUUUCCCGACAAUGGUUGCAUCGCGUGCAUGAGUCACAAUACUGACGCGUUAUAUUGCUCGAAACAAGCGGCGAUUGUAAGAGCAUCAGAUGAUUUCUACCCGCGAGACCCCGUGUCACACACCAUCCACAUUGCAGCAGUGGCUUAUAACAGUGUUUUUUUAGGGGAAUUUAUGCAACCUGAUUGGGAUAUGUUCCAUUCAGACCACCCUGCUGGUGAAUACCAUGGUUCAGCAAGAGCUAUCAGUGGUGGACCAAUCUAUGUUAGUGAUGCACCUGGAAAGCACAACUUUGAUCUUCUUAGGAAGCUUGUUUUGCCUGAUGGAUCUGUUCUUCGGGCUCGUUUGCCUGGUAGACCUACCCGCGAUUGCUUGUUUAAUGAUCCAGCUCGAGAUGGUGUUAGCUUAUUGAAAAUCUGGAACAUGAACAAAUAUACUGGUGUACUGGGAGUAUACAACUGUCAAGGUGCAGCAUGGAGUAGCACCGAGCGUAAAAACACCUUCCACCCUACCCGGACAGAAGCUAUUACGGGUGUAGUUUGUGGGCGAGACAUUCACCUCAUCACUGAGGCUGCAGUGGACCCCAGCGACUGGACCGGGGACUGCAUUGCUUACCGAUACAUGACUGGUGAGGUUAUCAGCUUGCCAUACAAUGUAGCUUUGCCCGUGUCACUGAAGGUCUUAGAAUUCGACAUAUUCACUAUAACACCCGUCAAGGUCCUAGCCCCUGAAUUUAGGUUUGCCCCAUUCGGGCUAAUCAAAAUGUUUAAUGCCGGAGGGGCCAUCGAUGGGCUAACAUACCAAGUCAGGAGUGGAUCAGCAGGUCAUGAUGAAAUAGUAGGGAAGGCCCAAAUGCAGGUGAAGGGAUGUGGUGUGUUUGGAGCUUACUCUUCAACAAGGCCUAAGAGAUGCCGAGUUGGGUCUGAGGAUGUCGGGUUUGAGUAUGAUUCUGGGUCGGGUUUGCUCACAUUAAGGUUAGAUCAAAUGCCGGAUGAAAUUACGAAAGUUCAUACGAUUGAGGUUGAUUUGUGACUUUGCGCGUAGUUUGUAUUGUGUUGGAGUAUUGUUACCAUGAUGUUACACUAUAUUAUCCCUAAAGCUCCUCAUGGUGCACAACACUUAGGGAUCCAUUCUUAAUGAGUAAAAGGCCUUGAUGUAAACAAUGUAGUCACUUGAAAUUACUUUAUGAUCAAUACUUUUGUUAAAUUCUCGUUAGACAAGAUUCGUUCUUACAUCAUGAAUAUCACUCAUUAUAAUUUAUCUGAA
Molecule: messenger RNA, 3108 nt
Organism: Amaranthus tricolor (Joseph's coat)
Lineage: Eukaryota; Viridiplantae; Streptophyta; Magnoliopsida; Caryophyllales; Amaranthaceae
Product: probable galactinol--sucrose galactosyltransferase 6
Exons: 5
Coding region: 529-2874 (781 amino acids)
Source: RefSeq, a predicted model, not a curated record